Messenger RNA from Perkinsus marinus ATCC 50983, 505 nucleotides. RefSeq names its product succinate dehydrogenase, putative. The transcript has a single exon. The record is from RefSeq and is a predicted model, not a curated record. The annotation marks the transcript as partial. Lineage: Eukaryota; Perkinsozoa; Perkinsida; Perkinsidae.
AUGGCAUCCCCCAGCCAGGUCAUCGUCGUCGGAGGCGGUCUCGCCGGAUUCUCUGCCGCUAACACGGUAUUGGAGAAUGGCGGCAACGUUCUCUUAAUUGAUAAGUCUGCCUUCUGCGGCGGUAAUUCUUCCAAGGCUACCUCUGGUAUCAACGGUUCUUGCACUAGAACUCAGAAGAAGCUCGGCGUUGAGGAUUCCAACGAGCUCUUCGAGUCCGAUUGCAUGAAGGGUGGCUCCAAGAGCCCCGAACUCAUCAAGACCAUGGUCGAGCAUUCCGGUAACUCCGUCAACUGGUUGAUGGAUAACUUCGAUCUUGAUUUGUCCCUUCUCGCCCGUUUGGGUGGUCACUCCGCUGAGCGUACCCAUCGUGGUAAGGAGCGCUUCCCUGGUAUGACCAUCACCUACGCCCAGAUUCAGAUGGCUGAGGCUAUUUCCAAGGCCCAGCCCAGCAGGUGCCAAAUUAUCAACAAGGCUCGUGCCACUGAUCUUAUCAAGAACGAGAAGG